This is a messenger RNA of Kogia breviceps (pygmy sperm whale), 3156 nucleotides long. RefSeq names its product TBC1 domain family member 15 (gene TBC1D15). Lineage: Eukaryota; Metazoa; Chordata; Mammalia; Artiodactyla; Physeteridae. Gene Ontology annotation, molecular function: GTPase activator activity. The record is from RefSeq and is a predicted model, not a curated record. Gene Ontology annotation, biological process: activation of GTPase activity.
CGUCAUCAAAGGCACGCGCAGGAAACAUGGCGGCGGCGGGGGUUGUGAGCGGGAAGAUUAUAUACGAACAGGAAGGGGUGUAUAUUCAUUCAUCUUUUGGAAAGACCAGUGACCAAGACAGCUUGAUUUCAGGAAUAUUACGUGUUUUAGAAAAGGAUGCUGAAGUAAUAGUGGACUGGAGACCAUUGGAUGAUGCAUUAGAUUCUUCUAGUAUUCUGUAUGCUGGAAAGGACUCCAGUUCAGUCGUGGAAUGGACCCAGGCCCCAAAAGAAAGAGCUCAUCGAGGAUUGGAACAUCUGAACAGUUAUGAAGCAGAGUGGGACAUGGUUAAUACAAUUUCAUUUAAAAAGAAACCACAUACCAAUGGAGAUGCUCCAAGUCAUAGAAAUGGGAAAAGCAAAUGGUCAUUCCUGUUCAGUUUGACAGACCUGAAAUCAAUCAAGCAAAACAAAGAGGGUAUGGGCUGGUCGUAUUUGGUAUUCUGUCUAAAGGAUGACGUCGUUCUCCCUGCUCUGCACUUUCAUCAAGGAGAUAGCAAACUACUGAUUGACUCUCUUGAAAAAUAUGUGGUGUUGUGUGAAUCUCCGCAAGACAAAAGAACACUUCUAGUGAAUUGUCAGAAUAAGAGUCUUUCACAGUCUUUUGAAAAUCUUCUUGAUGAACCAGCAUAUGGUAUAAUACAAAAGAUUAAAAAGGACCCUUACACAGCCACUAUGGUAGGAUUUUCCAAAGUCACAAACUACAUUUUUGAUAGUUUAAGAGGCAGCGAUCCUUCUGCACAUCAGCGGCCGCCUUCAGAGAUGGCAGAUUUUCUUAGUGAUGCUAUUCCAGGGUUAAAGAUAAAUCAGCAAGAAGAACCAGGAUUUGAAGUCAUCACAAGAAUCGAUUUGGGUGAACGACCUGUUGUUCAGAGGAGAGAGCCAGUAUCAUUGGAAGAAUGGACUAAGAACAUUGAUUCUGAAGGAAGAAUUUUAAAUGUAGAUAAUAUGAAGCAGAUGAUAUUUAGAGGGGGACUUAGUCAUGUAUUGAGAAAACAAGCAUGGAAAUUUCUUCUGGGUUAUUUUCCUUGGGACAGUACCAAAGAAGAAAGAACUCAAUUACAAAAACAAAAAAUUGAUGAAUACUUCAGGAUGAAACUACAGUGGAAAUCUGUCAGCGAGGAGCAGGAGAAGAGAAAUUCGAGGUUAAGAGAUUAUAGAAGUCUUAUUGAAAAGGAUGUUAACAGAACAGAUCGAACAAACAAGUUUUAUGAAGGCCAAGAUAAUCCAGGGUUGAUUUUGCUUCAUGACAUUUUGAUGACCUACUGUAUGUAUGAUUUUGAUUUGGGAUAUGUGCAAGGAAUGAGUGACUUACUUUCCCCUCUUUUAUAUGUGAUGGAAAAUGAAGUAGAUGCCUUUUGGUGCUUUGCCUCCUACAUGGACCAAAUGCAUCAAAAUUUUGAAGAGCAAAUGCAAGGCAUGAAGACCCAGCUAAUUCAGCUAAGUACCUUACUUCGAUUGUUGGACAGUGGAUUUUGCAGUUACUUAGAAUCCCAGGACUCUGGAUACCUUUAUUUUUGCUUCAGAUGGCUUUUAAUCAGAUUUAAAAGGGAAUUUAGUUUUCUAGAUAUUCUUCGAUUAUGGGAGGUAAUGUGGACUGAACUACCAUGUAAAAAUUUCCAUCUUCUUCUCUGUUGUGCUAUUCUGGAAUCAGAAAAGCAGCAAAUAAUGGAAAAGCAUUAUGGCUUUAAUGAAAUACUUAAGCAUAUCAAUGAAUUGUCCAUGAAGAUUGAUGUGGAAGAUGUACUAUGCAAGGCAGAAGCAAUUUCUCUACAGAUGGUAAAAUGCAAGGAGUUGCCACAAGCGGUUUGUGAGAUCCUAGGGCUUCAGGACAGUGAAGUUACAACACCAGAUUCAGACAAUGGUGAAGAUGAAAAUGUUGGCAUGACUAGUUGUCCAACAUCUGCAUUUCAGAGUAACUCCUUGCCUGUACUUGCUGCCAGUGGAGCCAGAGAUGACAACCCAACAGAGAUAUCCAUGUCCCCAAAUGUCAGCAGAGUAACACCUGCAUGAUCAUUCUUCUUGCUUUUUGAAGAGACACUUGGUUGCAACUUCUUUUCAAGUACUGGAUAGGUGGAAAUUUAAAAUCUGGUUAUUGAUCAUGCUUUAAGGUUUAUGGAAAGAAAAGUGUACUGAUGUUCUUGCAUUAAAGCUUUACGAAGAUUUAAACUAAUUAUUUUUGUAGUUACUUCUACCAAAUAGCCUUUCCUUUUCAAUAACAUUCCUUAGUAUUUUUAUAGCUAAGUACAUUUUAUUUUCUCGCUGAUGAACUGGAAUUGGAUAAAUAUUACAAGUGGAUGAGUUGGAAAUUAUGCACUUUGAAAACAUUCACUUUGUUUACUCCAAGUUCAGUGGGUUUGGAUUUGAUUAAAUGUUGAGCCUUUCUAUAGCAUUCGAAGUUGAGGAGUAGAUUGUUACCCAGUGAUGAAAUAAAAGAAUUUGUUUUUCUCUUCUGUUUACAACAAUACAGCUUAAAUAUUUAUGCUGGUUGAAUGUGAUAUAAAUUGGACAUUUUCAUCAAUGCAAUUUAAUGUGUAGAUAAAGAGCUAUUUCAACCAUAAGAAGUGGAUUGGCAGUAUAUUUUUUACAUUGAAUUUUUCUUCACUUGUAUAUAAAGACUGUAUAAGUACUUAUUUAUGAGUAUAAGAAAGGAUAGGCAUAUUUUCUUUAACUGAAUAAACUUGACUGUUGAUUUAUAUAACCUGAUUUCACAAAGUUAAUACAUAGCUUCAAUAGGAGAUCUUUUUCAAAACUAUUUUCUUAACCAAACAUUUAUUUCACAAGACUACAUCCAACCCUGUAUCUGGUAUAAUUUUCAAGUUAAUUGCUUGUAGUCUCACUUUACUAAUAAUGUUUGCUAUCUUUCCUAAUAAUGUAUUAACUGAUUAAUCAGGUCUUUAAAUUUUUAUGAAAUACUCUUUGCAAAAAGCUUAUGUCAGAAAUUUCAAUAUACUAUCACGAGUCUCAAAAUAAUAGUUUUGUAUAUGAAUGAAGCUGUUGUUUUUACCAUGCAGUGUUGCAUGAUAUUAAGUUAUGUGUAAUUAACAUAACUGAUUCCAUUUUAAUUGUAAUUUGUUAAGUUCUGUACAUAUCAUUAAAAUAAAUUUGAAGUUGAAGU